UUCUUCGCGUUCAUUUCAUUCUUGCCCUCAUUCCGCGCAUACUUCGCAUCGUUGUUAGAUACGCGGAAUAGUCGCGCUCCGACAAGAAGAAAAAAAAGUGAUCAGCUGGAAAUAAACCAGAGCGUGCGCUCGAUCCGAUUGCUCAGCAUCAGACACGUUUGAAAAAAGACACAGAGAUUGUGCAAACAUCCGCAGAGAUUUUCAUCACUUGUGGAGGUUCAAAAAACACUUUUUUCUUCGAUCCGUGCCAGCUAGUUUACCGCGGUCUCGUUGCGACAGUUGCUCUUCCCAGGUCAGUCCGCCUAGAGUUCUCCAGGCUUGGGCUCCGAGAUCCCAGCUGUUGCCAUGGAUCCCAGCAGCUGGAGCGGCAGCGAAAGCGCCGGGGAGGAUAUCGAGAGGAUGAGCGACUCGGCCGAUAAGCCCAUGGACAACGACGCAGAGGGCGUGUGGAGCCCUGACAUCGAGCAGAGCUUCCAGGAAGCCCUGGCCAUCUACCCACCCUGCGGACGACGGAAAAUCAUCCUGUCUGAUGAGGGGAAAAUGUAUGGUCGUAAUGAAUUAAUCGCCAGAUACAUCAAACUGAGAACGGGCAAGACACGGACAAGAAAGCAGGUCUCCAGUCAUAUCCAGGUUCUUGCCCGGAGAAAAUCCAGAGAAUUUCACUCCAAGCUAAAGUACUGCCCUUCAGAAGCUACAGAAGAUACUUACAUGUUUCCCAGAAGACAAAAUAAGGACCAAACCGUGAAGAAUGAUGCCAUCAACAGGAUGGCGGCCAUGUCUUCGGCGCAGAUCGUCUCGGCCACGGCCAUCCACAGUCGGCUGGGGCUCGCCGGACUCCCUCGACCCACUUUGCCUGGGGCGACAGGGAUUUGGCAAGUUUCAACGGGGCAGCCUGGUUCCUCACAAGAUGUGAAGCCAUUCGCACAGCAGAGUUACCCCAUCCAGACAGCCACAGCCAUCGCAGCUUACGAGUCCCCCACACCCCUGGCAGCCGCAGUCCCGGCGUGGCACGGGCGCUCUAUCGGCACCUCUAAACUGCGGCUGGUGGAGUUUUCCUCCUUCCUGGAGCAUCAGCGGGACCCAGAUUCAUACAACAAGCAUUUGUUUGUGCACAUCGGCCAAACGAAUUAUUCAUACAACGAUGCACUCCUGGAAACAGUGGACAUACGUCAAAUCUAUGACAAAUUUCCUGAGAAGAAGGGUGGGCUCAAGGAGCUGUUUGGAAAAGGACCUCAGAACGCUUUCUUCCUGGUCAAGUUCUGGGCCGACCUCAACUGUAACAUCCUGGAGGAUUCUGGGGCAUUUUACGGCGUAACCAGUCAGUACGAGAGCUCGGAGAACAUGACCAUUACCUGCUCCACAAAGGUCUGCUCCUUUGGGAAACAAGUGGUUGAAAAAGUUGAGACGGAGUAUGCACGGUUUGAGAACGGCCGUUUUGUCUACAAGAUCAACCGGUCUCCAAUGUGUGAAUACAUGAUCAACUUCAUCCAUAAGCUCAAGCACCUGCCUGAGAAGUACAUGAUGAACAGCGUACUAGAAAACUUCACCAUUCUAUUGGUGGUGACAAACAGAGAAACUCAAGAGACCCUACUGUGCAUAGCCUGCGUGUUCGAGGUCUCCAACAGCGAGCACGGCGCUCAGCAUCACAUCUACAGACUGGUCAAAGACUGAAUCUCCUCCACUCACACGAGUAACACUAAGAGCAGACAGCCAGCGACCUGCUGCCCACAGAGAGAGCGGAAAAAGAAAAAAAAACUCAACAGUGGAGACUUUAUAUUCACUGAGGCUUCUAGGCUACGCAGCUGACGGACUAAAGCCUAACGGACUAAAAAAAAAAAAAAAAAAAAAGCCUUUGAAUGACUCACGACCUCAUGUUAAGUGGCUGUGCCUCUGUCAGUCCCACCCAGAAGGCUUUUGUCACAUUUCGGGUGAGGUCUGGAACGAAUAAUUACAUUAUAAUUUGUUUAUCGCUUGUGUUUUGGUGUUUGUUUUUCUUUAACCUGUCGUGUGGGUGAAACGGUACCGCUUUGUUACUUUGUUCAGACGUCUGUUUAACUCGGUUGAUGUUUUAAACCAACAUUAAUGUGUUUUUGAAAGAACGUUGCUUAUAUAAAAUCGUAUUGUCAUAGUACGUGAACGUUUUCUGUUGUUCAACCUUUUAUUCUCACUGAACUACAUUUCAAAGACUUCGCCCCUGGUAUUUUUUGACCUUUAGCCGAUUUAACGUUAAUGAAAGAACACAAAAAGGUACUGUAUUAUUUAUGUGGAACUACCUGCCUUACAAUGCACACGGGCUGUUCCAGUACUCUAAAACACUAAGAAACAGAUCCUUUUCUUGACAGAAACUUUAAAAACAACUAAAUUCAACUGUUAAUUAUGUGAAUUUUCUUUGCAUUGAAAGCUGAAGUAUGUUUUCCAUUUAAAAUCCUCCUUAAUGUGAAUAAAACCAUUUGUAGUUUAAUUUUCGCGAAAACUGUAAACAUUCCCUCGGUUGUGGUGAGAAAAUUCCGCCAUUUGUUUCGAAUAACCCGCCUAAACAUCGACUCGCCCAAUGGUGUGAGCAAUGACUGCUCUAACGGAAAAAUGAGGUGGAUUGGCGCUAAAAAUGACGUACUUCAGCUUCAAGAGACUAUCGCGUUAUUUCUUCUCAUAUCAGGCUACACAAGAAGGGAAUUUACAUAGCAAAACCACCAAAGCAUAUCGUGCCUUAGUGUUUAUCAUCGCAGACUUCAUCUAAUUGUGAGUAAAAGUAACGUUAGGCUAUAUAACCUCACAUGAAGUAUGUAUUUUGUACCGCGUUUUUGUCGAGCCAGUCUAAGCGAAGUAGGUCACCUCUUUCUCUCUUGUACACCAAAUAAACGCAUUCUAUCACUUCUGUUCACGCCAAGUGAAAGCUACAGGUGUUGAAAGUGCCUUUUGUGUGUUUUUCCAGCUUAGAAAAAUUGUUGACACCAAAAAAAAGUGAGUCAGAUUUGGAUUUUAUCACCAUAAUGCCUUUGACAUUUUAAAAGCGGGGAGAAAAUAAUUAAAUCUAAAACUAGAAAAGUGUUACUGCUCUCUCAUUUUGAUGAAAGGAUAGCCUAUUUUAAUUUUUAGUCUGAAUCAAAUGACACAUCAGGAAUUUCUUAUCUGCCGUAAGGAAGCGGUUGCUUAUGGUGUCAUGUGUAUAGGGGAAGGGCGACACGGUUUCAUGUGCACGAAGGCAUCAAGUGACGUGUGCAACGAGUGACAGUCCAGUGCUUAAAGAGCCGUCAUUACUUUGGGUAAAAUGACUCCUGAAUCUGAAUCAAACUGUUGAUCUCAGUCUUAUUUACCACACAAGAGUGUGUUUUGUUUGUUUUGUCAGCCAUAUGUUUUACAGAGUCUCUGUUAGUAAAACGAGCAUUAAAAGAAACACUAAUGUAUUUGCCGCAGUUCUUGUUUGUUUUCAGUAAGAGAACAUUUUGUCUGGAGAGCACUGAAACGUUGCGUUUGGUAGCUUUUUUUUAAUAGGUGGACUCAUGUCAAUUGUUUUCAGUUGUGUAUAUUUUCCUUGAGGGGAUGAAAAUGAAAAAAUAAACUUUUAGUGUUUGUACUUCA
Molecule: messenger RNA, 3579 nt
Organism: Labeo rohita (rohu)
Lineage: Eukaryota; Metazoa; Chordata; Actinopteri; Cypriniformes; Cyprinidae
Gene: tead1a
Product: TEA domain family member 1a
Exons: 14
Coding region: 346-1671 (441 amino acids)
Biological process (GO): embryonic organ development; regulation of transcription by RNA polymerase II; hippo signaling
Cellular component (GO): transcription regulator complex
Molecular function (GO): RNA polymerase II cis-regulatory region sequence-specific DNA binding; DNA-binding transcription factor activity, RNA polymerase II-specific
Source: RefSeq, a predicted model, not a curated record